Molecule: messenger RNA, 1487 nt
Organism: Stegostoma tigrinum
Lineage: Eukaryota; Metazoa; Chordata; Chondrichthyes; Orectolobiformes; Stegostomatidae
Product: metaxin-1-like
Exons: 8
Coding region: 39-1001 (320 amino acids)
Biological process (GO): mitochondrion organization
Cellular component (GO): SAM complex
Source: RefSeq, a predicted model, not a curated record
CGGGUCAACGGGCUUCACUUCCGCCGGACGGAUGGGCAAUGGCGGCUCCCUUAGAGUUGUUUUGCUGGAAGGGAGACUGGGGCUUGCCGUCUGUGGACACUGAGAGCCUGAUGGUCCUGGCCUAUGCUCGGUUUUCAGGAGCCCCCGUCAGAGUGCACAAGCUCAGCAAUCCCUGGAGGAGUCCCUCGGGGGUUUUGCCAGCACUGAAGACUGAGAAAGAUGUUGUGUCACACCCUCUCCAGAUCCUUGCCUACCUCAGGAAACGGAAGUACAAUGCUGAUUACGGGCUCUCAGCAACACAGGCAGCGGACACACUUGCCUUUGCCUCCCUGAUAGAAGAGAAGUUACUACCUGCACUGAUCUACAUGUUUUGGGUUGACUCCAAGAAUUAUGUAUCGUUCACAAGGCCCUGGUACGGAGAGGCAAUACCAUUCCCACUGAAUUUUUUCCUCCCGAACCGCAUGCACACGCGCUUCCUGGACCGUCUUCGCCUGAUCCGUGGUGGCCAGUGGCAUGACAAUGAGGAGGAAGCAGAGAAUGAGAUCUACAAAGAGGCCCGUGAGUGCCUAACGCUGCUGUCUCAGAGGCUGGGGUCACUUAAAUUCUUUUUUGGAGAUUCACCCAGCUCCUUAGAUGCCAUUGUAUUUGGACAUUUGGCACCAAUUCUGAAGGCAAAACUACCCAACAGUAAACUGCAGCAACAUCUGCGCUCUCUUGACAACCUGUGUGCACUCUGCACGUCCAUCCUUGGUCUGUAUUUUCCAAAUGACAGUUCAGACGCUGACCGUAGCUCCAAGAAAGUUCCCCGGAAUAACUCAUCAGAUUCCGAUGAGGACCCUCACAAGAGACGCAGUCAGGUCCUCUCGGUGCUGGUGGGGCUCUCUGCCAUGAUUGGUUACGCUUUCCUCAGUGGUAUUCUCUCCAUCCAACGGGUAUCAACUCAUAAUGCACUGAGGCAGCCCUCCCCGCUGGAAGAUGACGAUGUUGAUGAGGGACAGUGAGAGUCUGAGUUCUGGGGGUCAGUAAUAAGAGUGAAGGGCAUGGGGUUGGGGAGGAGGAGGACGACGACUGUUGCAUGUAAGUGGGACCAUUUUGUCAAGUAACAGAUGUAUGGCCUGACAAUAGAUUUGAGCACUUAUCCAUUUGUAUUCUGUAACAGCUGAAGAUACAGUAAGUUCAGGAUCUUAAAACCUACAGCCAAACCUACUGGGCCAAAAGAAAUGAUAUGAUGUCCCCAAUUUGUUGAUAUGGGGAAAGGUGCUGUGAAUGUAGCUCCCACUGUAACAGUGUGAUGACAGGAACAGUGUCUCACUUCUUUGAUAAUUCAUAUCUAGUAUUAAAAUAACAUUUCAUUGUUAGUUAUUGAGGUUUGAAGCCAGGAAUCAAAUACUGUGUAAUUCAAAGGCAAGGUUGUAUUUUGAAACACAAGGCCUAAGUACAAAUUCUUGUAAAACUGAAAUAAAAUCUCUGAUGUUUAUUAACCCAAA